UGGAGCAAGAGGCGGCAGGUGCACUUAAUUAAAAAAAAAAAAAAAGCUCCCGCGAGGCACAUUCCGGAGAGAGAGGCGCGUGGCGUCUUGUUCACAGAAUUGGAGGGCGCGGGAAAGAAGGAAGGGAGCAAGGAAUGCCCCUAAAGGGAUAGGGGACAAGGAGGCAAGCCUAGUGGGAAAAGGCGGUGGGAUCCAACAAUAGAAAAAAAUUUCAGCAAAGGGGAGAAGCAAAGCCUGGGGGAAGUGUUGGAGUUUGUAGAGGAACAUUGGAGUGUUAUUAUUUGAUGGAGACAACUACCAGUUGCAAGAGCCCCUAUGUCAGAGUAACUCCUAGGAAGCGUACAUAUCUACAAAAGCCAGAGCCUCAGGCUCGGAAAAGGCGUUCAUCUCAGCCACGUCCGAGAACUACCCUGGCAGGGCUUUUCAACAACCUACGAGAAAGAAUAUAUUCCCAGCAAGAAAAUUCUGUAUCAGAGUGCCAGGUUUUAUGUAAAGCUAAGAAUUAUAUCCAGGAACUGGAGCAAACCUUGGAUAACUUGCUGAGGAUGAAAGAGGUCUUAAAUCUGGAGGAUGGGAACCCAUCAAAUAUGGAAGAAGUAAAGGAAGAAUACAUCAAGACAUACUUCAGCAAUCACAGUCUAGAGCCCUCUUCAAGUAACCCCACGGUGUGGUAUGUGGUCCAGGAAAAGGAGAAGAACUCAGCAGAAGGAGAUAUAAAUCUAAGGCUUACCCAGUCACCAGUUACCUCUUCUCCUGACCUCAUGGAGUUUGAACGAUACUUGUAUUUUUACGAACAGACUGUAGACCUGCUGGUUGAUAAUGGGGUUGUGAGCCCUGAAGAGAUGACGCUCCCUGUGGUCUCUACAGCUGUCUCCCACCUGUGGCAGGACCUCCCUGAAGAAAGGAGGGACAGUGCCUUGCAGUACUGUAGUCAGAGGCAGAAGUUCAUCUCUGAGGUCAAGACAGCCUCCCAGGAACCUGCCUGGACCCAAAGCAGCAGUGCAAGGGAUAGCGGAACGAAUAGUCAGGAAGCCGGUGGGUCAGUAGGAUCCACACCAGAAGAGAUCCUCUUUGAAGAUGCAUUUGAUGUGGCCACCAGCUUUCUUGACAGAAACAAAACUCAAGAAAUGUCCAGUCAAAGCUCAGCUUUCACAGGCUGCUCUUCAGAAAGUCAGGAGGAUAACCAUCGCCUCUACCUGCAGAUCACCAGCUUCUUGAAAAGCCUGUUUUUUGCCAGCAUGCAGCCACCUCAGGAAGAGGUUUUCCAGUUGGAUUACGAAACUGUGAUGCUGAGAUGUACAGAAACAUUUGAUGAUGAAGAUUUGUGAAUGAACCUCUGUCUAUUAAUUAGGAAAAUUGCAAUUUUUUUCUCAAAGGCCCCUCACUCUCUCACCCAAGAUUGCCAUAGGAGGGCAGGGGAGAUGUUUGCACCCAUUUCUACUGGAUGCAUCAUGUUUGGAAUAGUUUUGUUUAUAUUGACUUUAUAGUUUUUGUCCGGUUCAGUUAUUUGUACUUUUUACAUGCAUUGGAAUUUGAUAUUUAUAAACUUUUUAAACUUUUAAAAUCAUACAUCUCAUGUUUGGUGCUAACAUUUUGGGAAGAAGUUGGGUUUGAAGGGUCACACCAGAAUUCCAAGUCUAGCAAUGUCAUUGUGGAGUCAUGGAGUACAUACAUAAUGGUCCUAUAGAAAUCUGGUGAAAGUUUUUAAAAAGUUAGAUAUGUAAUCCAAAUAAAAAACUAUUCCUAUGCUCAUUGUUAACAGAUACGCCCAGCUCUGUUCCUAACCCCUUUGCAAGAACUGGUUUUAACAACAUAUAGAAGUUAGUUAUUCUGAUGAGGUGGAUGGGUGGGUGGAUGGCUAGAAGGAGAUAAAGGGGGAGAGGUAAUAUGAAAGAAGGUGAGAAUGAGGGAAAUUAAUUAGAGAAGGAAUAAGAUGAGGUUAAUUAGAGAUGGAGGAAGAAGUGGAGGAGAGAUAAAGAGAGAAUUAAGAGAAGAAACUUUUCCCAAGAAUUAUGGGUGCGGUGAAGGGAGAAGGUGAAAGAAACUGAGGAACAUAGUAUCUAAAGAAUUAGGGAGAUAAGUAUAGGCAGGUGGAGGUGAGGUGGAGAAGGAGAAAGCGGAUGAAAAAGAUAGAAGGCAACAGUGUUAGUCAAGAGAUAUGAGGCAGGUAAAGAAUAGGGACAAAAAAGAAGAGAAAGUGGGAUUGAGAAUGGAAAAAGUAAAGAAUGUAGUAUCUAGGAAGCGGUGAAGGAGAUGCAUGUGUACAGGCUUUUUUUUGUUUUGCUAACAGUACAAAUAGCCUUAUGCCUCAGAUCAAGAAAGGAAACAAUACUCAUCAUCAUGCUCAAUCACUGGUGGCCGAGUAUGAUUGUCUUCCACAGGUAGAGUCUUGGCAGUGAAUCCGUAAGUGACUGGAGACCUAUUCUGGAUCCAAAUGGUCUUUCGUAGUAGUGAGGACAUUUCCAGAUGGAAAGCAGCUAUGACAAGGAUUUGCUUGAUGCGCCUUCCUCUUGGCACAUUUCUCCCAUUCACUCUCUAUUCGUGCCUCUUCAACAUCCACAGCAUUGUUGAAAAUAGCUGACCUCCAGUUAGAGUGCUUGAGGUCCAGGACUUCCCAGUUCUCGGUGUUUAUUCCACAUUUUUAGGGUUAACUUUAAGCCCAUCUUUAGAUCUAUUUUGCUGUCCACUGACAUUCCAUUUUCCAUUCUUAAGCUCAGAGUAAAGUAAUUGCAUUGGAAGUUGGGCAUUCAGACAGCAUGGCCAGUCCCGCAAAGUUGAUGGCAGAGAAUCAACACUUCAAUGCUGGUGGUCUUUGCUUCUUCCAGAGCGCUGAUGUUUUUCUGCCUGUCUUCGCAAGAGAUUUGCAGGAUUUUUCAAAGACAACGCUGAUAGAAUAUUUCCAGAAGUCGAGAGUGAUGUUUGUGGAUGGUCCAUGUUUAGCAGGCAUACAAGAGUUGGAAGGAUAAUAGCUUUAUAUGCAAGCAUCUUGGUAUCCCUAUGAAUGUCCCAGACUAUCCCUCUGUCAAUAAUCUGGCCCCUAGCAAGUGCAGGAAUGAAUAGUUAAAGCACCGUUGCUUAAACGUUUCCAAAUAGGGAAAGUCAAUCAUCCUCAAAGACAGUCCUCCAAGUCAGUGUUUGGAAUUAUAUAAGCAGAAGACUGCAUUGUGCAUUAAUAUGUUAUGCAUAACCUCUUAUUCUCCCUAAAAUGUAAGAUUUUUUUUUAAUUCUUUAGUUAUAAUGAUAAUUCCAAUCAACAAGCAGAACCAGUUUUCAACUGGGGCAAAUCAGUAACAGAAUCAGUAAGAGAGGAUCAAAGAGAUGAUAGGAAAGGUUAGAAUGAAACAGCAGAAACCCAAACAUACCAGAUAUGCCUUUUCUCUCUCUCGACUCUCUUAUGGCUGUUAAUAGAUGUUAUUUUGUUUUCUGUUAAUAUGUGUAGGACUUCUGCCAAAAAGAGAGGAAAAUCCAUCUUUUGCUUCUCUGCCUGGUCAGGAAGAUCCUCCAUUCUCAAAGUGACCCCUUCUUUGGCCAUCUGUCGGGGGUGCUUUGAAUGCGAUUUCCUGCUUCUUAGCGGGGGGUUGGACUGGAUGGCCCAUGAGGUCUCUUCCAACUCUACUAUUCUAUGAUUCUAUGAUUCUACACUGCCACAUAAAAUCCAUAUUAUCUGUUUUGAACUGGAUUAUAUGGCAGUGUAGACUCACAUAAUCCAGUUCAAAGCAGAUUUCUCAAAGCAGUGUAAUAGGAAGAAAUGUUUGGAGAUCUUGUAGGCAUCUUUUUAUUCACUUGAUAGGAUCUUAAAUUGCAUGAUAUAAUAAUUCCAUUUGCUUUUAUAUGUAUUCAGGUUCGUAAUAUUUCAUAUACAGUAGAGUCUCACUAAUCCAAGCCUCGCUUAUCCAAGCCUCUGGAUAAUCCAAGCCAUUUUUGUAGUCAAUGUUUCAAUAUAUCGUGAUAUUUUGGUGCUAAAUUCAUAAAUACAGUAAUUACAACAUAAAAUUACUGCGUAUUGAACUACUUUUUCUGUCAAAUUUGUUGCAUAACAUGAAGUUUUGGUGCUUAAUUUGUAAAAUCAUAACCUAAUUUGACAUUUAAUAGGCUUUUCCUUAAUCCCUCCUUAUUAUCCAAGUUAUUCGCUUAUCCAAGCUUCUGCCAGCCCGUUUAACUUGGAUAAGUGAGACUCUACUGUAUCUGCCAUUGCUUUCAUGGUAGUCAAAUUGUUAACUUCUUCAGCUUUUGUUAUUUUAAUGUAAUGCAUUCUGUGUUUUCAUUAUUUUUGUAAGGAGCCCCCACUGGCGCAGUAGGUUACCCUUGUGCCGGUAGGACAGCUAGACCGACAGAUCGGCAGUUUGAAUCUGGGGAGGGUGGGUGUGCUCCCUCUGUCAGCUCCAGCUCCCCAUGCAGACAUGAGAGAAGCCUCCCACCAGGAUGGUAAAACAUCAAAACAUCCGGGCAUCCCCUGGACAACGUCCUUGUAGAUAUCCAAUUCUGUCACACCAGAAGCAACUUGCAGUUUAUCAAGUUGCUCCUGGCACGAAAAAAAUUGUAAAAACAUACUUGAAAGUAGGCAAAAUUAAGGGCGACUUUCCUGCUAAUGAUGAGGCCCCUGCACUUUAGAAGUACUUAUGGGGAUUCAGGCCAUUUUUUCUAAUGGCUGGAAAUAGAAAUGUCAUUCUUUUUGAGAAUUAUUUGAAUUACGAUAGCGAAGGCUGUCAUUCAUUGGUUUCAGUCCAGUUAUUAGGUAAGAAGGAGAUACUGAAAAGCCCCAAAAUGGAUCUGGCAAGUCCAAUGCUCCUCUUUUGAGGGACCUGCUUAGGCCAUUAGGACUUUAUGCUUAGUAAUGGAUAGACAAUUAGUGAAGGGCCUUUCCUCAGGAGUAUGUGUCCUAUAAACAAUGCAGUUUAUGCUGGAUCAUCAAACACAUGACAAAAUACCAUAAUUGUGCUAUGCUUAGGUAAUCAUCCAAGCCAAAUAGUGAAUAGGAUCCCUCACCAGUAUAAGUGAAUGCCAAAGCCAUUGUAUUUCCAAUUUUUGUGUAUGGUUGUGAAAACUGGACCAAGGGUGGAGAGUAAUGGCAAGAAGAUAAAUGAUCUCAUUUGAAAUGUGAUGCUGGAAGAGAAUUCUGAAGAUACAAUGGACCGCCAAAAAGGAUCCUAGAGCAAAUCAAGCCUCAAGUCUCUCUGGAAGCUGAAACUGUCACACUUUGGACCAUAUUGUGAGAAGAUUUGACUCACUAGAAAAAACAAUGCUUAGUAAAGUAGAAGGCAGCAGGAAAAGAGAAAAGCCACAUUACAGGUAGACUUUACUGAGGAAGCCAUAGCCCUUAAUCUGUCUGCAAGACCUUAGCAAAACUAUUGAUGAAAAGGUGAUCUGGAGGUAUCAUUCAUGGAGUUGCUAUAAUUGAUUUGAUGGCAGUUAAUGACAAACAUUUCUGAGCCACUUGCAAUACCUCCAUACCAGAAAGGUCAGGAAUUUAAGGAAGGCAGCUUUCACAGUCUUCCCUUUAAUCAGCCAAAUAAUUAUUAAAUGCAGGCUUUCAGGUCAUUAUUGGUGGCUGGGUGAAGAGUUUACAUUGUUUUAAUUAUUGCUUUCCAUAUCAAAGUCUCAUGGAAAUACUUAAAAUAUGCCGGAGCUGGGUUGUCAAUUCAGAGUAAUUAAAAACGGUCAAGCAUGACCGCAAUCUGUAUAAUUAUUGAGUUCUAUAAUUUCCUGACCAACUUUUCUGUAUUAAGGUAUGCUUAGGAAGGGCCCCUAGGUUAUUAAAGCAUAAAAGAAUGUAAUACAAACAAAAGGUCAGUAUCAAAAGUGAUUAAGAAGAAGCAGUCAGAUUAAGGAUGGAAUAGCAGUUGGAUCUCUUCAAGAUCCAGAAAACAUAAUUUCAGAUCAUAUCAAAAAUGGUAUUUUCUCAGGAAGCCAUUUCUUAAUCUAGAUGCCCUGCCACACCUCACAAGAUGAAGAAAUCAGAUGUAAAGUUUUUAUUUAAUUAUUUCAUAUCAAAAGCAUUGCAUAAAUUAGUAUAAAACUGAUGGAAAUAGAAGGAACACAAGCGGCUCAAUAUCUUUUGACCAAAAACGGGCAACAGCGACUGCAUUGUCUAUAUCCUCAAACAAUUCUUUCUCUGUACAUGAGGCAGGACAUUGUGGACAAGUAUGCAGAUGUGGACUUGUCUGUUCUGUUCCACAGUCCCAAAAGGUGGAGGAUUAUUUUAGGUAGUGCCAUUUUGCCAGGUUGUCUUUGGAUCUGCCCACUCCACUUCUGAGUCUGUUCAGGGACUUCCUGGUUUCCCAUUCUUGGUUUGCCCCCGGAGGAAGACCCUUGCGGGGUGGGAGGUGGUGUCCAACCGGGAUUUCCUGGUUUAGCUGCCCAAAAGGAUACCCAUGCUGUUGCUGGGGGAACAUUAAGAGAAAUGAUGGUUUUCAUCAAGCUUUUCCUUGAUUUGAGUCUACUUGGAGGAGGCUGAUAGCCAUGCAAUGGAUGGCUUUCAUAGCGUUCAGUCUUAUUUCUCUCACAGUUAGCAGCAACUUCCCAUCAUACAUCGGGGGGAGAUGCCAGCUAGCUUGUAGAG
Anolis carolinensis (green anole) is the source of this 6559-nucleotide messenger RNA. It is a transcript of the gene stra8, whose product is annotated as stimulated by retinoic acid 8. Gene Ontology annotation, cellular component: nucleus. The coding region runs from base 285 to 1328 and encodes 347 amino acids. Gene Ontology annotation, biological process: oogenesis; cellular response to retinoic acid; activation of meiosis. The transcript has 9 exons. Lineage: Eukaryota; Metazoa; Chordata; Lepidosauria; Squamata; Anolidae. Gene Ontology annotation, molecular function: protein dimerization activity. The record is from RefSeq and is a predicted model, not a curated record.